Molecule: messenger RNA, 1467 nt
Organism: Sphenostylis stenocarpa
Lineage: Eukaryota; Viridiplantae; Streptophyta; Magnoliopsida; Fabales; Fabaceae
Source: the annotation of a GenBank genome assembly
AUGCAUACUUCAAUUCAAUAUCAAAUGGAUAAAUCAGCCCUCAUGUCCCGGUGUUGCUACGAUAACCACCACUUCUGCUUUGCGAUUCUCUUCUCCAUUCUCUUCUGCUCUUUAUUCUUAUCCUUUCGUGCUCCCAACCACGCACUUACAUUCAAACAACUCAACCCAUCCAACGCCAAAAAUCUCACCACCAACACUCAUUCCUGCAUUGGCCGCUAUGUUUACAUUCACCAACUCCCUUCCCGCUUCAACAAUUACUUGCUUCACAACUGCCACUCCCUUACCAGAGGCACUGACAAACCCAACAUGUGUCCAUACAUGCAAAACAUGGGCUUAGGUCCUCAGAUUGCCACCUCUCAAGGUGUUUUCACCAACAACAGUUGGUAUGCCACCAACCAAUUCUUGUUGGAGGUCAUUUUUCACAACAGGAUGAGGAAAUAUGGCUGCUUGACCAACGAUUCCUCCUUGGCCUCUGCAAUCUUUGUCCCAUUUUAUGCUGGUCUUGACGUUAGCCGUUUCCUUUGGCUCUCUAAUCUCACAGAUAGAGACUCCUCUGGUCGAGAUCUUGUUCAAUGGCUCGCAAACAGACCCGAGUGGAAGAAAAUGUGGGGCAGAGACCAUUUCCUUAUUUCUGGGAGGAUUGCUUGGGAUUUUAGGAGACAACGCGAUGAUGAGUCCUAUUGGGGUAGUAAGUUCAGAUUUCUUCCCGAAUCCAUGAACAUGUCCAUGUUAGCAGUUGAAGCAAGUUCGUGGAACAAUGACUAUGCAAUACCCUACCCAACUUCUUUCCAUCCCUCAAAAGACACUCAAGUUUUGCAAUGGCAGAGAAAAAUCAGACAACAAAAGCGGCCGCACUUGUUUACUUUCACUGGAGCUCCAAGGCCUGAACUUGAAGGUUCUAUCAGGGGUAAGAUAAUAGACCAGUGUCGAGCUUCGAGUGUUUGCAAAUUCGUCGACUGCAGUUAUGGUAUAGAGAGAUGUGACGAUCCCAUCAAUGUUAUAAAGGUGUUUCAAAGUUCUGUGUUUUGUUUGCAGCCUCCCGGUGACUCGUACACCAGAAGGUCCAUAUUUGAUUCUAUGUUGGCUGGUUGUAUUCCCGUUUUCUUUCAUCCUGGCAGUGCUUAUUCACAGUACAAGUGGCAUUUACCUAAGAAUAGGAGUAGUUACUCUGUGUAUAUACCCGUGAAAGAUGUAAAACAAUGGAAUGUCAAUGUCGAACAGGUGUUGCUGGGAAUUCCAGAGGGUGAUGUCUUAGCUAUGAGGGAGGAGGUUAUAAAGGUGAUUCCAAAUAUUAUUUAUGCAGAUCCUAGGUCAAAGUUAAAUAACUUUGAAGAUGCAUUUGAUUUAGCAGUAAAAGGAAUGCUUGAAAGAAUAGAGAAAGUGAGGGAAGCAACGAGGAGAGGCAUAGAUCCUAGCAUUGGUUUUGCAGAUGAAGACCAUUAUAAAUAUACAUUUUCACAAAAUUAA